Messenger RNA from Leptopilina heterotoma, 2238 nucleotides. It is a transcript of the gene Ctl2, whose product is annotated as choline transporter-like 2. Gene Ontology annotation, cellular component: membrane. The record is from RefSeq and is a predicted model, not a curated record. Gene Ontology annotation, biological process: transmembrane transport. Gene Ontology annotation, molecular function: transmembrane transporter activity. Lineage: Eukaryota; Metazoa; Arthropoda; Insecta; Hymenoptera; Figitidae. The coding region runs from base 139 to 2112 and encodes 657 amino acids. The transcript has 7 exons.
AUGGUUUCCUAGAGGCAUUAUCGUCUCCCUUUUUAUAAUUAAUUGAUUAUUGUGUUUUUUUCUCUCAAACUUAGCUCGUGUACUUUUUUUUGUAAUUUGUCAUAAAUGUGAAUAUAAUUUUAUAAAAAGAUAUUAAUAAUGGAGGACAAAUUUGGGAAAAAAUUAGCAUUCGAUCCAGAAUGGAGAGGCCCUUUACGAAAACGAUCUUGUACCGAUCUUCCGUGUCUUUUUAUUUUCCUUAUCUUUCUUUUCUGCUGGGGUGGCAUUGGAUAUUAUGCCUUAAGCUACGGGGACAUUGAGAGAUUAAUGGUGCCAACUGAUAGUGAAGGAAGAAAAUGUGGAAUUGACAGUGAAGUUGAAAGUAUGCCGUAUUUAGUAUUUUUUGAUUUAACGAAAUGCAUUUCCGUUUCAACUUCAUGCAAUACGCCACAAGUUUGUCGAGAGAAAUGUCCUAGUGAAAAUUUUAUUUAUUCAUCGAUGAGUCUACCAAUUGAGGAAAUGAAAUCAAAACUUAUUUGCACUAUGGAUGUUAAUUUAACUGUCAUUGAAAAUUGGAAUGAAAUGGAUAGUCUUGUUUCCAAUGGAAAGUGUGCGCGAUGGUAUUUGGAUAGUAAUUCAAUAACCGGACGAUGUCUUCCAUUAAAACCAUUCGAAGGUUUCGUCAAUACUACAAUUAACGAGAAUAAUUUAAAUUUAGCGAAAAAAGCGAUUGCCGUGUUGGCCGAAAUUGAACGUGUUUUGAGAAAUAUUUACGAUGAUCUUGAGAAAACCAAAUAUGUUAUUCCAUUAUUCAUCCUUGGAAGUGCAAUAGUGACGAUAAUUUACAUUUUCCUUCUGAGAUGGUUUACAACACCUUUCGUUUGGGUCACGAUUUUUGGAAUUUGUGCAGCACUCGCUGCAGGGACUUAUAUUUCUUGUCAAUUAUAUUAUUCAACAGCAGUUGAUGGUGGGAAAAAUUGGUGGCUUGCCCUGACAAUUAUUUGUGGAAUUUCCCUGGGAAUUGUUGUUUUAAUAACAAUUUGUCUUAGAAAAAGAAUUUAUUUGGCCUGUCAACUUAUUGAAGAAUCGAGCAAGGCUGUUGUUUCUGUUCUCUCAAGUCUUGUAUUUCCAAUUUUCCCCUGGAUUUUGAAAAUUCUGGUUCUACUAUUUGCAAUUGCUGUUGCAUUUCAUUUGAUUUCAUUCAAUGAACCGUCAUUUAAAUUAAAAAUGAAUGAUGAUAAUUGUAUUUGCCCGAGUGAAUUGAAUUAUAAAAAUAAUUCCUUCUGCGAUCCGAAAAUAUUCAAUGACAAAUGUCAGGAAAAUAACAAAACUUGCAUUUCUGCACAAUGUCAAUUUGAUGGGAAUCAUAUACCGACAUUGGCAAUUUAUCUAUUGAUUUAUAAUGCUAUUGGAUUUAUUUGGCUGACAUUUUUUAUCACCGAUUUGGGAAAAAUGGUUUUAUCGGCUACAUUUGCAACCUGGUAUUGGACUUUUAGGAAAGAGGAUGUUCCAUUUUUUACCGUCACCGUCAGUAUUUGGCGAACUUUCAGAUAUCAUCUCGGAACAUUGGCUUUCGGCUCGUUGAUAAUAACUAUCUGCAAUGUAAUUCGUGCGAUUUUGGAAGUUAUUAACAAAAAAUUAAGGUCGUACAAUAAUGAGGUUGCCGAUUUUGCUAUAAGUUGCUGCAGAUGGAGUUUUUGGCUCUUGGACAAGUUUUUCAAAUUUAUCAAUUCUAAUGCUUACAUUAUGUGCGCUGUUCACGGUAAAGGAUUUUAUUCCUCGGCAAAGGAAUCUUUUCAUCUUCUAAUGAGAAACAUUAUUCGAGUAUUUUUACUCAGUAAGAUUACAGAUUGGAUUUUAACUGUGGGUAAAAUAUUUAUAAUUGCUCUCAGCAUUUUUGCUACAUGGUGGUAUUAUACGCAUAGGGAGAAUUCUCUUAAUUAUUGGAUCGUUCCAGUUAUUAUAGUUGGUAUUGGGGCUUAUAUGCUCACGACAUCAUUUUUCCACGUUCAAACGGCAGCAAUUGAUACUCUUUUUCUUUGCUUUCUCGAAGACACCGAGCGCAAUGAUGGUUCUUAUGAAAAGCCUUAUUUCAUGAGUCGAUCUCUUAAAAAAGUAUUACAUCGACAUUAAUUAUUUCCAGAUAAAUUUUCAUACUAAAUUUUAAUUUUCUUUCUUUUCUUUCCAAAGAGGAAUUAUAAUUUUUCAAUCUAGAUUUUUUUGCUUUCCAUAGAAAAACGAUAUUAUAAAUUAUUUAUU